Mustela lutreola (European mink) is the source of this 2424-nucleotide messenger RNA. RefSeq names its product cyclin L2 (gene CCNL2). The transcript has 7 exons. Bases 863 to 1762 code for a protein of 299 amino acids. The record is from RefSeq and is a predicted model, not a curated record. Gene Ontology annotation, molecular function: cyclin-dependent protein serine/threonine kinase regulator activity. Gene Ontology annotation, biological process: regulation of transcription by RNA polymerase II. Gene Ontology annotation, cellular component: nucleus. Lineage: Eukaryota; Metazoa; Chordata; Mammalia; Carnivora; Mustelidae.
GACUAAGACUUCUCCUCUACUGUCCAAGCGCUUUGGUGCAGGGACAGCGGCCGUCCUCAGCCAAUCCCGUGCAGGCUCUCCACCGAAGGCUGGCUCUAGAUGGUGGUAUGCGCACGAUAGUAUAGUGCUGGCCGACUGCUGCUGUGGUUCUCUGACGGUUGUGCUUCUUGUUAAUCCUCUGUCGUGCUUUGACUCGUUAUUGAAAUGGGACAAUUUGGAAACGGUUCUUUGAUAAGCCUGAGAAGAGGACUUCCCUUUGGGCAUUGAGCCUUCCUCUGCCUGAUGUUCCCAUGCGCCCAGGGGUGUUUUCCCUUUCCAAGUGGACUCCCGCAUGGAAGGAGAAGGGCCAGGCCCCGAGCGCCUCUUCAAGGAAAAGGGAUGCAAGAGGACGGCUUGUCACAGAAGAGCCCUCGCAGGCUGCCUGCUCAGCUCAUUCAUUUGAGUUUGCAUGUUUCUCUGCACUAUGGAUUUUGAGCAUUUAGAUUUCUUUCAUCAAGUACAUUUCAGCCACUACAGUAGACAUUUUCUCUCUGAGGCAUUGUGCUUUGCACGAGAACAGCCAGAAGUUGAGGGAAAAGUAAAGUUAAAGUCGGUUCUCUUUCAUAGCAACAUGUGUUGUCUGACAUUCAGCCAGCUUUUUAGUUUUUUUUUUUUUCCCCAGUAAUUUCCCUGUUUUCCUGUCCUAUAGUCACAAAAAGCAGCUAGAAUGUCUCUCCAGGAAUCCUGAGCCUCACAGGACUGUGUAGCUCUAAGCCUAGGAGUAGACCGCGUAGAGUAGUGAUUGUAUCUAGGUGACGCACACGGGUAUUCUGGGGGUGCCCGGGCCGUUGCAGUCCUCCUGCAUUUGGUUUUCAGGAACUACAUGAAUGACAGCCUCCGCACAGAUGUCUUCGUGAGGUUCCAGCCCGAGAGCAUCGCCUGUGCCUGCAUUUAUCUUGCUGCCCGGACGCUGGAGAUCCCGCUGCCCAACCGUCCCCACUGGUUCCUUCUGUUUGGAGCAACUGAAGAAGAAAUUCAAGAGAUCUGCCUGAAAAUCCUGCAGCUUUACACUCGGAAAAAGGUGGAUCUGACACACCUGGAAAGUGAGGUUGAAAAGAGAAGACGCGCCAUGGAGGAGGCCAAGGCCCAAGCCAAGGGCCUGCUGCCUGCCGGCCCCCGGGUUCUGGACAGCACUUCGGGGUUCUCACCUGCCCCCAAGCUGGCAGAAUCCCCCAAAGAAAGUAAAGGAAACAAGCCUUCCCCACUCUCUGCGAAGAACGCCAAAAGGAAAAUGGAGGGUGUGAAGAAAGUCAAGGCUGACAGCCCAGUGAAUGGCUUGCCAAAGGGGCAAGGGAGCCGAAGUCGGAGCGGGAGUCGAGAGCAGAGCUACUCAAGGUCCCCAUCACGAUCUGCUUCUCCUAAGAGGAGAAAAAGUGACAGUGGCUCCACGUCUGGCGGGUCCAAGUCGCAGAGCCGUUCACGGAGCAGAAGUGACUCCCCACCAAGACAGGCGCACAGAGGCGCUCCCUACAAAGGCUCCAAAGUAAGGAGCUACCGGAAGUCUAAGGACUGCAAGUAUCCUACCCAGAAGCCACACAAGUCCCGGAGUCGGAGCUCCUCUCGCUCUCGAAGCCGCUCCCGGGAGCGGGCAGAUAAUUCCGGGAAGUAUAAGAAGAAAAGUCAUUACUACAGAGAUCAGCGCAGGGAGCGUUCCCGGUCUUACGAGCGAACGAGCCAUCGCUAUGAGCGGGAUCACCCUGGGCACAGCAGGCAUCGGAGGUGAGGCAAUGGGCUCCCAGAGCGCUGCCCUUUGACCCUUGGUGUGCGCACUGUGGCAUGACCGGCCCUGUGGUGCAGCUCUUUGGAAGUGGAUGUUGGCUCUGGACCUUGUGUUGAAUUUGGAGAUGGAAUCAAGAGGCCGGCGAGGUGCCCUUUAGGCCGGCCUGGGCACAGCACGCCCUCGUCGCGCCAGCACAGGGCCCACCUCAGCAGCAGCCCUGUGGAAGCAGAUGUGUACAUCCUGGUGGUGUGGCUUGGUGCUAACGACAGGCUGUGUCUUCACUCCCAUACCAAUACUCAAUUACGUUAAACCAAGAAAAUGACUUUUAGAACCUUUGCCUAUAUUAGGUUGUACUUAUGUACAUAUUUUGCAGUGUUUCACAGUGAGAAAAUGGCCUUAAACGCCCCUUAUUCUCCAUUCACCCUGUAAAUAAACAUGUGUUUACUACAAGUUAAAGCUAUACAUGAGAACUCAGAACUUGAAUUGUUAGCUUAAAACUUGUGUAGAGAAUUCUGAUUUUUAAAAUGUGAAGGUAUUUAGAUCUGUGUUGAAAGUCGUCUAUUUUUAUCUGUGCGAUGCUGAGUGCAGGCCACCAGCUCCCAAAUAGAGAAGUUUCCUAUAUAUGCAUUUUACGUGGUUAAAUAAACAAUUCUCUCUACUCAGGA